This is a messenger RNA of Diatraea saccharalis (sugarcane borer), 2414 nucleotides long. Lineage: Eukaryota; Metazoa; Arthropoda; Insecta; Lepidoptera; Crambidae. The record is from the annotation of a GenBank genome assembly.
AUAGCACCAUAUUAAGAAACCUAACUUUUUCGAGUAAUAUUUAUUUACGUAAGUAAUGUAUGUAUCGUAAAUAAAUCAAUAUCGUAAAUAAUUAUUACUCUAUUGUCAGUGACCAAGAAAGCUUAAAACGACCUAAUGUUUUUUCACAGGAGUACCUACUUGCUGACCGAAACAUGUCUAUCAUGCCUGUAGCAGUAUCACUUAUGGCAUCAUUCAUGUCCGCCAUCACAUUACUGGGAGUGUCCGCUGAAAACUAUUAUUAUGGCAUGCAAUUCUACGUCAUCAAUAUUGCAUAUGGAAUAGCAACACCGAUCGCCAGUAGACUCUACCUGCCAGUAUUUUUCGGGUUACAGAAGACUAGUACUUAUGAAUAUUUAGAACUGAGAUUUGGGCCCAAACUGAGAAUGCUCGCCUCAUUAACUUAUACGUUACAAAUGGUGCUUUACAAUGGUAUCGUUUUAUAUGCACCAGCUAUUGUUUUGGAAUCAGUAACUGGUCUAGAUAGAUUGAUAUCAAUAUUAGUUGUGGGUUUAGCUUGUACCUUUUAUUCGACGUUAGGAGGAAUGAAAGCUGUUUUAUUUACCGAUUUACUGCAAUCAUUGUUGAUGUUUGGAGCCGUAUUCAGUAUAGUUAUAUUCAGUUCGAUACAGCUUGGUGGCUUCGAAAUGAUUUUCGUCAAAGCUAAAGAAGGCGGAAGACUUAAUUUUGCAAAUUUCAGCGUUGAUCCUACGGAGAGACACACAUGGUGGUCAUUGAUCAUCGGUGGCUUAAUCACCUACUUAUCAUUAUAUGCCGUCAACCAUACUCAGGUUCAACGCUUACUGACUGUUAGUACAUUGGCACGAUCUCAAAUGUGUUUGUGGUGGAGCUGGCCUGUGCUGUCCCUCCUCAGCACCAUCACAUGUAUCAGCGGACUUGGCAUCUACGCUGUCUACAAAGAUUGUGAUCCCUUCAUUAGCAACAAAAUUUCUGCUAUAGACCAACUGAUGCCUUACUACGUCGUGGACGCAAUGAGGUUCGUACCCGGACUAGCUGGGUUGUUCGUCGCGGGAAUCUUUAGUGCCUCACUAUCUACUAUAUCCGCUGCUUGCAAUGCUCUGGCAGCUGUUACGCUCACCGAUUACGUUGGCAGAUGGUGCAAGUUAUCUCCUUCCCACGUUCCUUGGUUGACGAAACUGGCGGCAUGCGCUUACGGCUUACUGUUCUUAGCGCUGGCAUUCAUAGCGGAACACUUGGGAGGUGUACUGCAAGCCGCUUUAACUAUAUUCGGAGCAGUCGGUGGACCUUUGCUAGGGGUUUUCACUUUGGGAAUGUUCACUACAUAUGCCAAUGAAAGGGGAGUUUCCAUAGGUCUUCUGAGCGGUAUGGCGAUGACAUUGUGGAUGAGUUUCGGUACACCAAGACCGCCACCAGUAAAAUUGCCGCUGAACGUGGAAGGCUGUCUAAAUAAUAUCACCAUACCUGUGCCACCAGCUACGGACCCUACAAAUUAUUUCUAUUUGUAUCGGAUAUCUUAUAUGUGGACCAGUCCGGUCGGCUUCUUAUGGGUAAUCAUAGUCGGUUCGGCUAUCUCCCUUCUAUGGCGUCAGCAGCAUCCGUGGCAACGUUUGGGUAAAGAUCAUCCAGAUCCAUCACUAUUCACGCCCCCUCUAGCACGAUUGUUACGGGCUAAGAACGAUACAAAUAAAUCUUCAGUCCAGAUGGAUACAGCCUGUAAAUACUGAUUUGCGUAUUGCUUCGGGUCUGCAUGAAUAAUGCUGGUUUGAUUGCAUGAGUGUGAACUUUUGAAAUGCAACGGUGUCCAAAAUUGAGAAGAUAUCAGUACAGUGCAUUUAGACAAAAUAAUAUAUAUAUAAUUAAAUUAUAAAAGUAACACGUUAUAUUUGACAUUCCUCAUAAAUUAACACGGAAUAAAGUCUCAACGGCGCGGCGCCUCAUAUGUUAGAAUUUAGGAAAUAUUAGUCACAAGUUAUUUGCUAUUAUUAUUUUAUAAAACUGUAAAGAUUAAUAGAGAAAUGUUUUAGACUUAGGACUAGUCUCUCUGUGUGUAUUUAGAAAAAAAUAUAUAAAUGGAGACUUAUAUAAAUAAAUAAUAUAUUAUUAAUGGUAACCGGUUCACUAUUUUGGUAUAUUGUAAAAUUUGAAAUAAGUAAAACAAUUUUACAGAGAAAAUACGAAUGUCCAAUAAAUCUGAUCAUAACUCACUCUGUAACAACGUAUUGAGAGAUAUUUUAAUCAUAAAUAUAAGCCAGUCUGUGAUAGCGCAAUAUAGUUCUUCCACUUUUCAAAUAUUAAGCUCCUUCGUACAACUGACGAUCAAAAGGGUGUAACGAAAGUCUAUUAUGCAUAAUAACUCAUAAAAUAAGUUAAUUUCAAGUUUAAGAGUUGUUUCACGUAAACUCGCACAGAUUUUA